This is a messenger RNA of Heteronotia binoei (common prickly gecko), 1741 nucleotides long. Its product is annotated as arf-GAP with dual PH domain-containing protein 1-like. Gene Ontology annotation, molecular function: phosphatidylinositol bisphosphate binding; GTPase activator activity. Lineage: Eukaryota; Metazoa; Chordata; Lepidosauria; Squamata; Gekkonidae. The transcript has 11 exons. Gene Ontology annotation, biological process: positive regulation of GTPase activity. Gene Ontology annotation, cellular component: intracellular membrane-bounded organelle; plasma membrane. Bases 69 to 1262 code for a protein of 397 amino acids. The record is from RefSeq and is a predicted model, not a curated record.
CAGUUGCAGAGGAAGCCUGUUUUGUUUAGAGGAGUCCAGACUGCCAAUGGCUGCAAAAAAUCACGGGAAUGGUAUGGCCCUCAAGGAAGUGUGCAGAAGAGAAGAAAAUGCCUUAUGUGCUGACUGUGGGAAACCUGACACAGUGGUCAUUCAGGAAUAGUCCUCUCUGUCAAGAACCAAUCCUCCAACCCCUGACCCCACUUCUCUUCCACUCAGAUCCUGACUGGGCCUCCUACACUUUGGGGGUCUUCAUCUGCUUAGACUGUUCAAGGAUCCAUUGCAAUAUCCCCAGUGUCAGCAAAGUUAAGUCGCUCAGGAUGGACCGCUGGGAUGAUGCACAGGUGCAGUUUUUGACCCAACACGGGAAUGCAGUGGCCAAAGCCACAUAUGAAGCCCAUGUUCCUAUUUAUUAUUACCAUCCAGUGCACACUGACUGCCAACUCCUAAGAGAACAAUGGAUACAAGCCAAAUACCAACGAAAGGAAUUCAUGGAGCCAGGAAAGCAACUGCCAUUUUCCAACGGUCUAAAAGAAGGGAUCCUGUGGAAAAGAGGCAGAGACAAUGGGCAGUAUUUUCCACGGAGGUUCCUCUUGUCUGAGAGAGAGGGGUGUCUCAAGUAUUUCACCAAACAGGAUGCCAAAGAACCAAAAGUAAUGAUUAAAGUUGACACUAUCAAUGCCACAUUCCAGCCAGAGAAGAUUGGGCACUCCAAUGGCCUGCAGAUCACCUAUCUGAAAGAUAACAAGACUCGCAACAUCUUCCUCUACCAUGAGGAUGGAAAGGAAAUAGUGGAUUGGUUCAAUGCAAUCCGUGCAGUGCUGUUCCACUAUCUGAAGGUGGCCUUUCCUGUUGCCAGUGAUAAAGAGCUCAAGAGUCGGCUGACACGGAGCUUCUUGAAAGAAGGCUACAUGGAGAAGACUGGUCCCAGGCAAAAGGAACCCUUCAAGAAACGCUGGUUUACAUUGGACCAUCGCAGACUCAUGUACUUCAAGGAUCCUUUGGAUGCUUUUGCUAAAGGUGAAGUAUUUGUGGGCAGUGGAGAGAAUGGGUACAGUGUCAAGCAAGGGUUACCGGCAGGGGUGCAGGGAAGCUUUACCUGGCCAUACGUCAUCACCAUUGUCACCCCUGACCGUAAUUACCUUUUUACCUGUGAGACGGAGCAAGAUCAGCAAGAGUGGGUUGCAGCCUUCAGCCAUGUUAUAGAGCAGCCCAUGACACCUCAGGAGUAUGCAACUGAAGCUUAUUUCAAGCUCAAGCCCUGAUGUUCAGAAAGAGAGAACUUGACAGCUAAACUCCUUGACUUCCUUUCUUCAGGAAGUGUGGUGGGAAUGAGACAAGUCCUCCACCUAAUAAGCUGCUAUACGGUACUUCAAUGUCUCAUGAUGAGGAGUAUGCUUCUUUAAAUGUAUGAACCACGUCGCAUCAAAAUAGACUGUAUUUCCCUUUUAAACAUUCUUCUUUGUUGAGGGAUGCAUUCAUAUGAAUUACAACUAGCCCCAACCCUUACUGUUCAGGAACGUUUGCUUCAAAUUCACAUUAGAUGAUUCUGCCAGCUACUCAGACUUUGGCCUGGUAAAGGAUUCAAGGAUGGCAGGCAAAGGGAUUGAACUAGAUUUGCUGAUGCAGGACAAUGUGCUGCCACACCACGGGCCUGGUAGACUUGCUUCCUAUUGGCCAAUGUAUAUAGGUGCCGUCCUGAAUGGCUCCUUACUGGUUGCUGCUGAUUGGCUGCUGAGUACUA